CUCAGUGAAGGGGAUUCUCCGUAACCAGCUGUAGCUUAACGUGAUUUGUCACCUCAGUCACUCUCUAUUCCCCGUGAGGAAACGUUCCUUUUUCUUCUAAUCAUUACCGCUUCAACGUUUAAUUCCUCCGCUGGCAUGUUGAAGCUGUCAAUCAAACCUGUGGAAGGUACUCUCAAGCUGCAUUGAGAGACAGAGAGAGUAGAAGAAGAGUAGAAGAAGUUUUAGUCCAGCUCAAAGGGCACCUUUUUUUCAGUUCUCGGAUUCAUUCACCUUUUGAUUGAGACUAUAUACUAUGGUAAAUGAAACUAUGAAGACAGUGGUGUUACGGCAGAGGAUUUUUCUUAGCCAAACUCAAGAUCCAGGAUUUUUUAUUUAUCUCAAUUGAAAUGCACAGGAUCACCAGAUUCAUUGACGGAUCUGUUUGGACUCUUUUGGCUCUAGACAUACCUGCAGUAUAUGUGAAGUUGGGAGACCAGAGUGAGCUAGGUGAUGGUUCAACAGGCUAACGAAGCUAGAUGCUAAUUCUUUCUGUUCCGGCAUCCAGUCAGCUGACAAUCCAGCAGAUAACAAUCAAGCGAUGACCACGGUAUCCAUAGAGCCCCUGCUGGUCCUGAUGGAGCUGAUCCCCAACGCCACCGACCCGCCUUUAGACUCCACCCCUUCCUCUCCCGAAGACACCGCCGCCACCUUCACAAUAGGCUGUAUUCUCUCCCUCAUGUGUCUAGUCGGCGUCUCCGGAAACAUCUACACCCUCGUGGUCAUGUGUCAAUCCAUGCGUUUCGCGGCGUCCAUGUAUAUUUACAUCAUCAAUUUAGCCCUGGCUGACCUGCUCUAUCUGUUGACCAUUCCGUUCGUGGUCUGCACGUACUUCCUGAAAGGUUGGUAUUUUGGCGAUGCUGGGUGCAGGAUUCUAAUCAGUAUGGAUUUUCUGACGAUGCACGCCAGCAUUUUCACGCUGACCAUCAUGAGCACGGAGAGAUACUUUGCCGUGCUGAAACCGCUGGACACAGUCAAGCGGUCAAAGAGCUACCGCAAAGCCAUUGCGGUGCUUGUAUGGGUGGCUUCCCUGGUCCUGACUUUACCCAUGAUUCUCAGUAUUCAGAUGAUGAAGGUGGGGAGCAAGGCCAUGUGCCAGCCAACUAUCUCACCGCUGUCCUAUAAGGUGUACAUCACCUUCCUGUUCUGUACCAGCAUUGUGGCUCCGGGGAUGAUCAUUGGCUUUCUCUACAUCGGACUGGCUCGUACCUACUGGAUCUCACAGACAGAAACCUUCAAACAGACCAAGAAACUACCCAACCAAAAGGUCCUCUAUCUGAUCUUCACCAUUGUACUGCUGUUCUGGGCCUGUUUCCUGCCCUUCUGGAUCUGGCAGCUCCUGGGUCAGUUCCAGCCCUCCAUCCAUCUCUCCACCAAGUCCAAGCGCAACAUCAACUACUUGACCACCUGUCUCACCUACUCCAACAGCUGCAUCAACCCUUUCCUCUACACGCUGCUCACCAAGAACUAUAAGGAGUACCUGCGGAAGCGCCAGCGUACCUGGACUGCGGGCAGCUACUUCAACCGAUGGAACCGGUUCCAGCGAUCACCAAGGAGGUCGCUGUCCUCCAGCAGCCAGCAGUGCACGGAGAGCUUCGUGCUCACGCACACACCGUCUCUGCGCACCACGCACAACAGCAGCCUGUGAGGUAUAGGAGAA
Messenger RNA from Oncorhynchus keta (chum salmon), 1696 nucleotides. RefSeq names its product urotensin-2 receptor-like. The coding region runs from base 578 to 1684 and encodes 368 amino acids. Gene Ontology annotation, molecular function: urotensin II receptor activity. The record is from RefSeq and is a predicted model, not a curated record. NCBI's taxonomy places the organism in Eukaryota, Metazoa, Chordata, Actinopteri, Salmoniformes, Salmonidae. The transcript has 3 exons. Gene Ontology annotation, biological process: regulation of blood pressure; blood vessel diameter maintenance; neuropeptide signaling pathway. Gene Ontology annotation, cellular component: membrane.